Nyctereutes procyonoides (raccoon dog) is the source of this 2448-nucleotide messenger RNA. RefSeq names its product solute carrier family 38 member 6 (gene SLC38A6). The transcript is spliced from 16 exons. The coding region runs from base 122 to 1489 and encodes 455 amino acids. Gene Ontology annotation, biological process: amino acid transmembrane transport; L-glutamine transport. The record is from RefSeq and is a predicted model, not a curated record. NCBI's taxonomy places the organism in Eukaryota, Metazoa, Chordata, Mammalia, Carnivora, Canidae. Gene Ontology annotation, molecular function: L-glutamine transmembrane transporter activity.
CCCGGGUGAGGUAGGGGAACCCGGAAGGGCCGCGCCCACAGCCCCGCCUCCGAUGCGAGUAACGGCCGGAGGCCUGGGGUAGUAUCCCGCAGAUGGACCUGCUAGUCGGCCGGCGAGCAGCAUGCAGGCGCCCUGGGGAAUCGUCGACGCCGAGCGGAGCUGGUACGUCUCUGCAGAGGAGCCCGAAGAGGCGGAGGCGGAAGAGCUGAGUCCGUUGCUAAGCAACGAACUUUACAGACAGGAAUCCCCAGGUGUUUCGUUUGGUUUUUCUGUGUUUAAUUUGAUGAAUGCCAUCAUGGGAAGUGGCAUCCUUGGCUUAGCUUAUGUUAUGGCUCAUACUGGCAUCGUUGGAUUUAGUUUCUUGCUGUUGAUAGUUGCUCUCCUGGCUUCUUACUCAGUUCACCUCCUGCUUAGUAUGUGUAUUCAGACAGCUGUGACAUCUUAUGAAGAUCUUGGCCUCUUUGCAUUUGGAUUACCUGGAAAGGUGAUGGUAGCGGGUACCAUCCUAAUUCAGAAUAUUGGAGCUAUGUCAUCUUAUCUUUUAAUUAUUAAAACAGAGCUUCCUGCUACUAUUUCAGAAUUUUUGUCUGGAGACCAUACUGGGUCUUGGUAUCUUGAUGGACAAACACUACUAAUAAUCAUUUGUGUUGGUAUUGUGUUCCCUCUUGCACUUCUUCCUAAAAUAGGCUUUCUUGGCUACACAAGUAGUUUAUCAUUUUUCUUUAUGGUGUUCUUUGCUCUUGUGAUAAUAAUUAAAAAAUGGUCCAUUCCUUGUCCUCUGCCAUUAAUUUAUGCAGAGCAGUACUUCCAGAUUUCAAAUGCUACAGAUGAUUGUAAACCAAAGCUCUUUCAUUUCUCCAAAGAGAGUGUUUAUGCUAUACCUACCAUGGCUUUUUCAUUUCUCUGCCAUACCUCAAUAUUGCCAAUAUACUGUGAACUUCAAAGCCCUUCAAAGAAAAGAAUGCAAAAUGCAACUCAUACAGCAAUUGCUUUAAGUUUUCUCAUUUAUUUUAUAUCUGCUCUCUUUGGAUACCUCACUUUUUAUGACAAAGUGGCGUCAGAAUUACUACAAGGUUAUAGCACAUAUUUGCCCCGUGAUGUUGUCGUCUUGACUGUGAAGUUAUGCAUACUAUUUGCUGUGCUUUUGACAGUCCCUCUAAUCCACUUCCCUGCAAGGAAAGCUUUAAUGAUGAUGUUUUUCUCCAAUUUUCCAUUCUCAUGGAUUCGCCAUUCUUUGAUCACUCUAGCAUUCAAUAUUAUCAUUGUUUUACUUGCACUAUAUGUUCCUGACAUUAGGAAUAUAUUUGGUGUAGUUGGUUCCAGUACAUCAGCAUGUUUGAUUUUUGUGUUCCCAGGACUAUUUUAUCUUAAACUUAGCAGAGAGGAUUUUCUCUCAUGGAAAAAGCUUGGGGCUUUUGUUUUGCUCAUCUUUGGAAUUUUGGUUGGGAAUUUUAGUUUAGCACUAAUCAUUUUUAGGAUUAAUAAAUGAAGGAAAUAUUUUCUCGCUUCUUAUGAAGAAUAAUUUACCUCUAUAUGCAAAAAAGGAAUAAUUAUGGGAGGCACCUUGGAUAAAUCCCUUUUUAUGUGGGUGAACAUUUUUGUAAAUAUUAACAGAACAGCAGAACAAAAUGGAAUAAGUAGGGGAAAGUGGGUUUAUAGCAGUUUUAAUUAAAAUAAAUUUAAAAUGCUCUUCAAUAUAAUCAGUCUUUCUGGGUUUUUUAAAAAAUAAUAGACUAUUUUUUUUUAUUUUUUUUAAGUUUUUUUUUUUUAAAUUUAUUUAUGAUAGUCACACAGAGAGAGAAAGAGAGGCAGAGACACAGGCAGUGGGAGAAGCAGGCUCCAUGCACCGGGAGCCCGACGUGGGACUCGAUCCCGGGUCUCCAGGAUCGCGCCCUGGGCCAAAGACAGGCGCCAAACCGCUGCGCCACCCAGGGAUCCCAAUAGACUUUAUUUUUAAGGGUAGAUUUAAUGUUUAUAGAAAUAUUGAGCAGAAUGUACAGGGUUAUUAUAUCUCCCCUCACUGCCAGCACACCCAUAGUUUCCCAUAUUAUUGACUUAUUGCAUUAGUGUGGUACAUUUGUAAUACUUGAUAAGCCAGUAUUGAUACAAUAUUAUUAACCAAAGUACAGCAUUUACAUAAGAGUUCACUGUUGAUGCAAGCAUUGACAACCACUGAUCUUUUGACUGACUUCAUAAAAACUAUGAGCCUUUCCCUGUGAGCCUUUUCUAGAAUGUCAUAUAGUUGGAAUUGUAUUAUUUAACCUUUCAGGCUGGCUUCUUUCACUUAACAAAAUGCAGUUAAGUUUCCUCCAUGUAUUUUCACAUAGCUUAUUUCUUUUUAUCAUUAAAUAAUACUCCAUUGCUUGGAUGUGCCAGUUUGUUUUUCCAUUCACCUGUUGAAGGACCUCUUGAUUGCUUUCAGAGUUACGAAUAAAGCUGCUAUCAACA